AUGAGUUUGAGCGAGUUCUAUUUGUCUUGUCGUGCAGGUGAUCUGGACACUAUUCGACGGCCUCUUCCCACAAUGUCUUUCGAUGCUCUCAACCGUAUUGAAUCAAAUGGAAGUAGAGCCUUACAUGCUGCAUCUCACUAUGGGUAUAUAGACAUUGUUCGAUUACUCUUGGAAAAAGGAGCUCAAAGGCGUUUAUUGAAUAAGUUUAAUCUAACUGCUGCCGACGAAGCUCAGACGUGUGAAAUGAAAGAGCUCUUCGAUCGACCGACAACUGCAGCAGCACAACGAUUUGUUGGCGAAACACCUCAAGUCGAAUGGUCCAAAGCAGGCCUACAUUCUGCCUAUACAGCUUUCGGAAACUGGGAUAAUUCUAUCGAAUUUGAGAGUAUCAAGGCGGCUUUUGACGAAAUAAGAAAUGCACAUGAACUUCAUGAUGCUGUAGGAAUGAAUCAAAUUCGAUAUUUCUUGAAAAUGGCUGUCGAAACUGAAGAUUAUACAUAUUUUAUACGAGCAUACACAGCUGAAACAGAUUUUUACAAACGGUUAAAUCGUUUGCAUGCUCAAGCAAGUCUUGGUUACAUGGAAGCUGAAAGAAACAAAUGGUUCAUCAAAUUUUCAACAGUACUCAAAGGUAAUUUGAAUAUGAGAAAAUAUUAG
Molecule: messenger RNA, 657 nt
Organism: Rotaria sp. Silwood2
Lineage: Eukaryota; Metazoa; Rotifera; Eurotatoria; Philodinida; Philodinidae
Source: the annotation of a GenBank genome assembly